Messenger RNA from Micropterus dolomieu (smallmouth bass), 1081 nucleotides. RefSeq names its product fibronectin type III domain-containing protein 7-like. The transcript is spliced from 4 exons. NCBI's taxonomy places the organism in Eukaryota, Metazoa, Chordata, Actinopteri, Centrarchiformes, Centrarchidae. Gene Ontology annotation, molecular function: protein binding. The record is from RefSeq and is a predicted model, not a curated record. The coding region runs from base 53 to 1057 and encodes 334 amino acids.
UUGUCCGCACAGUGGUCUGAAGACUAAUCUGGACUGCCGUACCAACACGGCUAUGGUGUCUUGGACGCCUGGACGUGGCAUCAGCUACUACAACGUCACGGCCAAUGCCUUUGAUGUCGUAGACAAGAAGGCCUGCUCCACCAAUGGCUCCUCCUGCAACAUCAGCUCUCUGCGCUGCGGGCAGAGCUACAGGGUGAGCGUCAGUGGACAGGGACAGACCUGCCUCAGUCCUGCCCAGGACUGGCUGAGAAUCAAUGCAGCUCCCUGCCCUCCAACCCAGCUGAUGGUCAACUCUUCCUGUGAAUCAAACAAUAUCUCGGUGUCGUGGCAGGCCUCGCAGGGCUCAGUCUCCUACAUGGCUGUGGCUGAGAAUACAGAGGGUCGCCAGUGGUCCUGCAACACCAGCAGGACCACCUGCCAGAUAUCUGGUCUGCUUUGUGGACAGCAGUACAAGGUCUACGCUGUUGGUUUUGAUGAAAAUUGCAUUGGAGCCAAGAGUGACAUGAAAAUGAUUCGUACAGCUCCGUGCGUGCCACAGAACAUACAGAACAACCUCGACUGUCUGUCUGGUGUCCUCAAUGUUACCUGGCAGUCGACAGGUUACUUUUCCCAGUUCCGCACCUCUGUGGUGAGCAGCAAAGGAAACAUCAGCAUCUGCACGACAGAUAAGCUUUACUGCGUAGUACCCAACAUGCAAUGCGGUCUGACCUACAACGUUACAGUGGUGGCCCAAGAUAAGGACUGCAACAGCUCCUCUAGCCCCAUAAACCAGGUUGUUACAGCUCCAUGUCCUCUCACAACGUUCCUUCCCAUUGUCAACUGUACCACCGGCGUUGUAUCUGUAACCUGGAACAACAGCGUGGCGGGGGUCGUGCACACAGUGUCGGCGGUUGACAUCGCAGGUCGGCUACACAGCUGCAGCGGGACGAACAGCGGCUGCAGUCUUAGCACACUGACAUGCGGGACAAAGUACAACGUCACCAUCACACCGUCCAGGAACGGAUGUGUGGGCAGAAACAGCCCCACAAAAAUGAUCACGACAGGCAAGGAUCAAUAAUAUUUGAGUUUUUCUUGAAUGAAG